This is a messenger RNA of Plasmodium gallinaceum, 5970 nucleotides long. Its product is annotated as conserved Plasmodium protein, unknown function. Gene Ontology annotation, cellular component: centrosome. Gene Ontology annotation, molecular function: gamma-tubulin binding. The coding region runs from base 1 to 5970 and encodes 1989 amino acids. Lineage: Eukaryota; Apicomplexa; Aconoidasida; Haemosporida; Plasmodiidae. The record is from RefSeq and is a predicted model, not a curated record. The transcript is spliced from 5 exons. Gene Ontology annotation, biological process: cilium assembly; regulation of microtubule cytoskeleton organization.
AUGAGUGAUGAUGAUUUUUUUUAUAAUAAAGAUAAAUGUUCUUUACAUUAUAUAAAUAGUAGAACAAGUACAAAAAUUGAUGAUAUUUUAAAAAGAAGAAGAGCUAAACAAAUUAAAGAAGCUAAUGAAUUUAAAAGUGAUACUUUUUUAAGUCUUGAUGAUAGUUUGAGCAAAAUAGAAAAUGAAGAAAAAAAGGAUAAUAAUAAUAAUGAUAUAUUUAUUGAUAAUAAAAGUGAUAUAUAUUCAAAUAAACAUAGUAUUUAUAAAGAUAAACACGAAGCAAGUAAUGAUUUAAAUGUUUAUGAUAAAAAUAGUUACCCAGUUAAUGUUAAUUAUGUAGAUAGUCGUUAUGUUACUAAUAACAUAAAUAACUAUUCAAAUAAUAACUGUUCUGAUAUUAAUAAUAAAAAUAAUAUAUAUGAUAAUCAUUCACAUAAUAAAUAUAAUACUGUAAAAGAUACAAGUGAAAAUGUUGUAGAUAAUAUAUCAUAUAAUAAAUUUAAAAACGAAUUAACAAGUUCCAAAAACACAGAACUUCAAAAUAAAUAUAAAACAUCGUUAUAUAAAAAAUCAUUUGAAAAUAUACAUAAAUAUAACAAUAAUAUAGUAAAUGAUUAUAUUGAAAAUGAAAUUGAAGAAAAAAAAAAAACAGAAAAUAUUAUUUUUGAUAAUGAGUUAAAAAUUUUUAAAACUCCUAGUACGGAAUCCAUAUUAAAUAAAAUAAAAAGUAAUGAUAAUAGCAAAGAUGAAAUUUUUACAAAUUUAAACAAAAUAGAUAUAAAUGAAAUUGAUAUGAACAAAACACCAUCUAAAAGUUUUUCAAAAAGUUAUUUUGAAUAUUUAAAAUUUGAAACAGCAGGGAAGAUGCAUAUGAGCGAAUUAGAAACUCCUUUAAAUUUAAAAGAAGAAGAUAUUACAAACACUCCAUUCAUAACUUACUAUUUAGCUGGUGAAGCUAAAAAUAAAUAUGCAAAUGAUACUGAGAAUGCAGAAAAUAAAUUAAAAGACAAUUCUCAUGAAAAAGAAGAAAUUAAUAACAAUAAAGAAGCAAAAAAUUAUUAUAUUAACUAUUAUUUAAAGGAUUCAAAUAUGUAUGAUAAUGAAACUUCAAAACAAAAAAAAUUAAAAAAAAGAGACAAUACAGAAAUAGAGGAAACUUUUAAAGAUAAUGAGAAGAGUACUAACGAUAAUGAUAUUGCAUCCAUCACAAGUAAUAACAAAUGUAGUGAAAAUAAUAUUUAUAAUAAACUUUUUAAUUCAAAAAAAUACAAUUUUAUAAAAACAGAAGAAGAGUAUAAAAAUAUGCUUGAAGAAAAAAAUAAAAAAAAUGAUAAUAUAAAGCAAAGUGACAGUAAUAAAAGAUUCUUUAAUAAUGAUGUCAGUUUUACAGAUAAAAAUUUUAUUAAUGGUCAAUUUAACAUAAUGAACACAAAAACAUUUAAAAUGAAUUUCUUUAAGGAAUUAAAAUAUAAUAAUGAAAGUAAUGCGAGUAUGUCAAAUUAUAAAAACGAAAUAAAAUCUUUCUCAUUUGAGAAUCCAUAUAAUAUAGAAGAAGAACAAUAUAAAGAUAAUUCGAAUUCAAGUAAUGUAGCAAAUAUUAAUUCUAAUGAAGAAAAAUAUGAUAAGGUUAUUGAAAAUUAUAGAAGUAAAUUAUAUUCAAUUACUGAAAAUUCUCAAAAAAAUGAUGAAAAUAUUAAAAAUACAAUUUUAGUUAGUUCAAAUAUUGAAAAAGAGAUAAAAGAGAAUACUACUACUAAUAAUAAAACUAAUAUUACAUUAUGCAAAAAUUUAGAUUCAGAAUUAAAUACAAAAAGCAGUACAAUACCUAAUAAUUUAAAAAAAUAUAAAAUAAGUAAAGAAAACAGUUUUGUGGAUAAUUUUAAUGAAGAAAAUUAUGAUAACAUUGAUAAUAAAAAAAUAUUAAAUAACAGCGAUAAUGUAAAUAGUAAUCAUAAUUGUGACUAUAAAAGUUAUAAUAAUGAGAAUAAUAUAAAUAACAAAAAAUAUGAAGAUGAUGAAAAUGUUGUAACAACUAAUAAGAAAUAUGCAAAUAUGAAUAAUAAAUAUUUUUACGAAGAUAAUAACAGUAGUAAUAUUAAUGAAAUUAAUUAUAAUAUAUACAACAAUUCAAAAAAUUAUAAAGAAAAGGUAUAUUCAAAUAAUUAUAAAAACUACGAGAACAUUUUAAACAAAAGUGAGAAUAAUGAUUUAAUUAAAUUGGAAACACAAAAUAAUAUAAAAAUUAAUAUAAGUGAAAUAAAUGAAAAUAGUUAUCAUAAUGAUUGUGAAAAGGAAAAUAUUUUAAAUAAAAAAGAGGAAGAUUCCUAUAAAAUAAAGUCAAAUAAGACGAUUGAUAAAAAAAACACAAAUGAAAUAAAUAAUAUAUAUAAGAAUUGUUCUAAUAAGAAUAUAACAAGUGAGUAUGUAAAGUAUAAUAAUAUAAUAAAAAAUUUCAAUAGCGAUUUAUAUCAUGAUUUAAAUUUAAAAAAAAAAGAUUCAUAUAAAUAUGAAGCAAGUAGUAAAAAUAAUAUAAGUGAGAAUAAUAACAUAGAUAUAAAUUACGUUAAUCAAAAUAAUAAGAACGUAUAUGAUGAGAAUAAUUCAGUUUAUUACAAUAUUUCACUAAAUAAUAAAAAUUCACCUGAAUUAGGAAAUAUAAACAAAACUAUAUGUGAAAUAAAAACGAAUGAUUAUAAUAAUUCUUCAAUAGAUGAAAAAAGAAUUUUUCGUACAACAAAUAAAAAUAUAACAAAUAAAUUAAGUGAAACUGCCGAUUUUGGUUAUAAAGAAGAUAAUGAUAUAGGUGAAUCAAAAAGUGCUGAUAUGAUUAAAGCGAAUAAUAUUAAUUUAGAUAUAGAUAAAAAUAAUGCAUCUAAUUUAAAGAAAAGUUGUUUUGAUUAUUUAAAAAAUAACUUUAAUAAUAUUAAUAUGAAUAUGAAUGAUAUUAAAAGUAUUAUUUUUGAUUCUCAAUAUCCAAACGAACAAAAUACUGGAACAUCAAUUGAUAAUUUUUCUAAAGUUAAUAAUGAAGAUUUCAGUAAAUUUAUACGAGACCAGAUAAAAAACAGUAUAAAUAGUGUUGUAGAAAAAAUAUUAAAUGAUAAACAAAAUGAUAUUUUAAAAAAAAUAAAUAUAAGUAUAUCAAACAAUGAAAUGAAUAUAAGUGAUAAAAACGAAAUGGAGUAUAAUCAAAAUAAUAAUAUAAAUGAUAUUGAUAUAAAAAAUUGUAAUAAUUAUUAUAAAAAUGAGAAGAAAAGUAUAAAUGAAAAUAAAAUAAAUUCAGAAGAAGAAAUAAAAUCAGAAGUAAUUUUUUCUCAGAAAAAUAUGGGUUCCAAGUAUGAAUAUCGACAAGAAAAUGAUUUAAUUAAUAUUAUUAAAGAAAAUAUAAUUAAGAAUAUUAAUAAUACAGAAAAUUUUGAUAAUAUUAAUUUAUCACAAAAUGUAAAUAAAAAAAAAAAUUAUGUAUCUAUAAUAAAUAAAAGAACUGAUAUAGAUGAAUUUAAUGAAGAAGAUUUUCUAGAAAUAGGAAAACUAAAUGACAAUUUAAAAAUGAGUAAAGUUAAUAAGAUUAUUGAAAUUAAUGAAAAUGAUUUAAAAAAAAAGAAAAUUAAAUGUAAAAAUGUAUUAUAUAGUUGUAUAGAUGUAAUAUAUUAUUUAUUAAAUGAAAAUAAUAAAAAAAAUAAUAAAAUGAAUAAUCUAUUAAGUGAAAUUAAUAAUAUUAACGAAUAUGAAAAAAAAAUAGAAAACUUAACUAAAGAAAAUGAAAAAUUAAAAGUAGAAAUAGAGCAGAAAAAUGAAAAUUUAAAAAAAAAAGAAAUUAAAGAAAGAGCGAAUUUAAGUAAAAAAAUAACAGAACAAACAAAAAAAAUCACAAGUUAUGAAAAAGACAUAAAUAUAUAUAAAAAUAAAAUUACCAACUUAAAUAACAAAAUAAUAAAUAAAGAAAACGAAAUUGAAAAAUUAAAAAAACAAUACCAAGUUGUAUUAGAAGAAAUAGAUAACUGCAAAAAUGAUGCUAAUAAAGUUAUUAAAAAAGUUUUAAAUAAAAAAUAUAUGAAUUUAAUAGAUAAGCAAUGCUUUGACAUUUCUAAAUAUUAUGAAAUACAAAUAAAUUCAUUAAACAAAGAAAUUAGAAAUUUAAAAGAUAUAAUAAAAAACGAAGAAAAAGAAAAGAUUAUAUCCAAUAGAAAAUUAAAUGUAUUAACACAAUUAAAUAAGAAUGAAAAGGAAAUUAAAAAUGAAACUUCGUUAAAUAGUAAAAAAGAAAUAGAAGCAGAAAAUGAAAAAAAAAAAAAAAAAAAGGAAAUUGCUGUUGAUGAUAAAUUGUUAAAUGAAGAAAAAAAAUUAAAAAAAAAUAAAAUUGAAAAAAACGUAAAUAACAGUUGCAUAGAAAAAAAUAAAGGGUUAAAAGUAAAUGAAAUUUUAAAUGAUUCUAAUUAUAAAAUAAAAUAUGAAAAUUUAGUUAAUGAGAUGAAUGAAAUUAAAAGAGAUUUUGAAAACCAAAAAAAAUUAUAUAGUAAGAAAAUUGAACAACUAGAACAAAAUCAAGAAAUUCAGAAUAUAAAGAAUCAGUUAGAUACAUCAGAAAAAAUAGUUCAAGUUUAUCAAAAUAUAUUUAAAGAAAAAGUGGAUAAUAUAAAAAGUGAUUAUGCAUAUAACCAAUAUUGUAACAAAAAUAAGGAUGAUGUAGAAAAUAACUAUUCAUGUUUAAAUUAUAAUGAGAACAAAAAUUACCCAAAAAAUUCUAAUAAUGUAAAUUUAAGUUAUACUUCAAAUAAGAAUAAUUUUGAUGAUUUUAAUAAAUUCAACCGUCUUUUUUUUCAAAAGGAAAUAGAGAAAAUAAAUAACAUUUCUUCGAAUCAUGAUUUAACGACAACAAAUAGAGAUGUGACAAAGAAUGAAAAUUAUUUAGUAAAUGAUAAUAAUUUAUUCAAUAUUAUUAAUAGUGUAAAUAAUAAUAUAAUAAACGGUGUUGAUGAAGUAUCACAACAUCGUUAUCUAAAUGAUUUUGUAAAAUUGUAUAUAGAAAAUUUUAAUAUGACUGAUACAUAUAAUAAUUAUAAAAAUGAUUUUGAUCUUUUUCAAAAAAAAUCAGAACAAGUUCUUAAUAAUUCUAAGAGUAAUUUUAUAAAUAAUGAAGAUAAUCAUUAUUUAUAUAAAAACUUAAUGAACUAUGAAAAAGUAGAAUUGAUUAAAAUAUUCAUAAACAUAUGUAAUGAUUUAAAAACUGAUAAUAUAUUUGUCAUAAUUCAAUUUGUAAAAUUUUUAUCUUUUAUUGUAUAUGAACAAUUUCCUUUAUUUACUUCUUUUUAUUAUAAUGUGGCUUCAUUAGUUUCACUGAAAUCAGUAAAAUUUAAUGAAUGCAUAGAUGUAAUAAAAAAGUGGAAAACAUAUUAUAUAAAUGGGAAAAAAUAUUACAUUUUCAGAAAAAAUGUUUUAUUAAUAUUUCAAUCUGAUUUAAAAGAUGUUAAAAAAAAUCAAAUAGAUGAGAAAUGUUUAGAUAUUAUGAAAAAUCUUUAUGAAAAAAAUUCUGAAAUAUCCAAAUACUCCAAUGACUCUUAUGAGAAAGCUGAGUAUAUUAUUAAUAAACAUUCAAAAGAAAUUAUUAGUAAAAUAAUUAAAACAUAUAUGAGCAUUUAUAAUAUAGAUAAAAUAAACAAUAUUAUAUCACAUAUGAAUUCUAUGAAUUCUAAGCUUAAAACACAGUCUUAUUUUAUUAGAUCUAUAACAACUUGUUUAAAUUUAAGUAAAACAGAUAAUUUUCAAGAGAUUGAAAAUAAAAUAAAGGAAUUAGUAUCAACAAAAGGAAUAAAUGAAAAAAUAAAGAAUAAAAUAAAUAUAGAAGAAUUAGAUGAAUAUUUAGCUGCUUAUACAAUUAUGUGUACAUUAAAAAAAUACUUAAAUAUUUCUCAUACUAAAGAUCUUUUACCUUCUAUAUCAAAAAUCAUUCAAAAAAAUAGAUCUUUAUAA